This is a messenger RNA of Sclerotinia borealis F-4128, 3492 nucleotides long. NCBI's taxonomy places the organism in Eukaryota, Fungi, Ascomycota, Leotiomycetes, Helotiales, Sclerotiniaceae. The record is from the annotation of a GenBank genome assembly.
AUGUCUCAUCCUGUGGUUGGUUUUGCAGAUCCGCCAAAUUCUAAAAAGCCAUCCAAAAAUCCUUAUCGCCAACAACCAGACUUGUCUGACGAUCCAAAAUCCAGAUCAACCUCUCAAGAAAUCGAGUUCCCUUCUUCGUCCAGCAAGCCAACACCAGUUAGGGCAGUGUUUCAUGAUCUGCACACUGCACACUCCUCAAUUACAUCCGGAAAUAAGAAAACUUUAAGCGGAAGACGUGCAAUUUCACAUAACCUCUUUGUGCCUCCCGAAAGAUCCGAUUCAGUUCCACUUCAGAAGAUAGAGAGAAAUCGCGGUGCCACCGUCGAGUCAUUUCUUCAAAACAUUCCACUUCCUCCACCUCCUGCUGCUUUAUUCCAAGGACGUUAUGGGUCUGAUACCGAGAAUUCAACUCCGGUUCCUCGCUCAAGAUCACAACGUCUCCCAUCAACCGUCAAGGGUGAGCCUGGAUCUCUACUUGCCAACAUAAAGACUGCUUUUGCAACCAUAACAUCACCCAUCACACCAGACACAAAAGAUGACGAAGAAAUCGCUUCGCAUUGGCCUCGAGAAAACCUCAACCUACCGAAAGGAACUUUUGGAAAGAAAGCUCCAGGAUAUAUGGAACUUCUCAAGGAGAAGGAUGAAGUAGGCCCAUCUACACCAGAAGCACGACUGUCAGGUCGAGGUGAAAAUGGUGGAGACAGGUCAAGUAUUCCAUAUCAAGGAAAUGACUUUUCUAUUUACCAUUCCAACCUUGGCGAUGCACCAUCAGGCUCCCUACCACCAAGUAGCCAUGAAGGCGGCAGUCCAGGAGAUCUUACUCGUACGAAUCCUCAUAAUCCAGCACGGCAUUCUCUGUAUACACCAUAUCAAGGAGAAACACAGUCACCGAUACGUAAAAGCUCUUCCGAGACAACUCCUCAAAGGCACAGCUAUGAUAUCAAACGAGCUACCAGCACGGUUGGCAAUAUAUAUAAGCAUUACCUUCACUCUAGUGGAGGAAGAGCUUUCGACUCUGAUAGCGAAGAAGAGGCCAACGAGGAAAGUCCUCUUCGAGGAGAUAUUGCUGCUAAGAAUCCCAACCAUCGAAAUCUCAUUGAGGAAUUUAACCUACACACAAGACUGAAAUCUGGAGAAAUGUUACCUUCCGCUCUGAACAUUAAAAAGCAACGAAACGUAGCAAGAAUGGCAGAAGAGUCUCAUGGUCAGCCACCGACCCGUACUUUACCUGACAUACCAAUCCUCGCCGUCCCAACAAUCACUCAAAGUGUAUCUCAAGGAACUGGCCAAUCAUCUUCCUAUGGUGAUACACACAAGCUACUCAAUCUUACUCAAACAACCAAAGCUGGAUCUAGAAAAGCUUUGGAGCAGAGGACUAAUGAUGUGCUUUCCGACGGUGAUGAUUCCGAGGUAGAGAUUGCCACACAAAUACACGUGCCUCCAUUCCCGUUUGCCACACCCAACGUUCAGUCCACGCCAAAAGUCGUGAUCUCUCCAGCCGAUGAUCCUUCAGUAUAUGGGGAUGAUCCUCACUGGACAGACCCAGUUAUCCUUCGACAGCCAUUAGAAAGAGAAGUCAGCAAAGCCCUCCGCCGUGCCAGUGGUUACAGUGUCUAUAGCAUGGAGAGUGUCUCGACGUCUUUUACAGGUCAAAAUGAAAUUCCCCGACCCCCAAGACCUGGACUGAAUUUCUCAAGGAAGCUCAAUGUCGAGGAUACACCUCCAUCAGACUCCGGGAGCCUCAAUACCGAGCAAAGAGAGUUUGUAGCUCAGGCGCAGGCUUUCUAUGAUCGUGGAGCAAUUGCACCAAAUUGGGUUACUGCUCAACAUCAAAACGUUGUCCGUAUUCCAAUCAGUCACAGCAUUAAUCUUCCCGAUUCUCCUCCAGAAUCCCCUUAUGAUCGACCUCUUGAAUCGUCUGAGAAACACACCACGCCCACCGAGGCUGAAGAUUGGGAGACUGUGGCAGAGAGUGCCGCGGGAGCUUUCGGACGUGCCAGGCACAACGAACCAGGAAUGAUGAUGGGGGGUCUUGUUAACAGAGCAGGAAGCAGCAUUGCAGAUAAUUCAGAUGAUGGUACAGAGAGUACGGAACCUCUACAUAUAGAUGAAUAUGGAUCUUCGGAGCGUAUUGCACAGCACCCAGGCAAUAUUGAGUACUAUGGGGACUAUCGUCAAAGAGAUCUCAAGAAGACUCACAUUCCCGUAUUUCUGCCUGUCUUCAGAGAGCACAAGGUCAAUGGUUACCUUGCAGAUUCAAACAGGACCCGGCCACCCCAAAACAACUACAACUAUAAUCCACAACCUCUCGGCAAAGCUCAUACCAAUCCUUUCAAAUCCCCCCCGCCAAAAAUGAAACCAUCUCGUGGUCGAAAUCUUAAUUUGUUCCCACCAUCCCUUCAUACAAGUGAAGAAAGUGCAGACUUCACAAAUUCAAAUCAAGGUCGGCAAGUUUCUUCUGAGAAUCCGGGACACGUGGAUGAUCGUUUAAGAUUUGACUGGACUAGUGAUUUGGGCCAGCCGGGAUUGGCAUUGGGUGGUUCUAAUGAUGAUAUCCCACCAUUGAAUAAGAAACGUUCUAGUUCGUGGCAAUAUGUGUUAGCUCUUGGGGAGAAACUGGCUAGCCCAAAGAAAGACCCGGCCACAACAACAUCAACGACUUCCAGUAAGCACAAGGAAAUCAAUAUCGAACUGAAGGCCGCCGGUACUUCCAAGUCUCAAGAUCACAAACCUUUUAUCAAAGGCCCGCCUGGUGCAUUUUAUAGGGACCUCCACAUGAACUCGAAGCAUGAACCAAGGCGUGUUAGUUUGAUUCAAGCGAAUAGACCUGCUAAAAUUCCUGCUCGGAACAAUAGUACAAAGGAUUAUCCAACAAAUGCCCUUCGACCUCUCGCGCUGUUGGCAUCUACCACCAACACACCUUCAACCGUUGAGAAUCGUCCGAAGAUUGAACAGCCUUCAACGCCCGUUCGAGGUCAUAAUCGUAAGGGUACUCAAAGUGAUAACUCCAAUGCUUUUGUUUAUCGAUCACCUCUCGCUCCUCCCAAGCGCCCAAGCUGGCAAGAUUUGUACAGUCCACAUCAGUUGCGAGAAAUCCGAAGUGCUGCAAGAGCCGAUGGUUUCUUCGAAUCUCAACCUGUACUCGGUGAUAGUCCUCGUGAUUCUAAAGGAAAUACAUGGAAGCAUUUAUUCGAAAAUCCGAAGUUAUCUCCUUGGUCUCAAAAUCCUGCUCAUAUCAUUACUGAGGCUCGUCGCAAGAGAAGCAUCUCAAUCAUUGUGUUAACCUUGUGUAAUCUGUUUCCUCCGAUUUUAUUAUUGUACGCAACUGGUCGAAUGGAUGGAAUCAUAGUAUGGUGGACCGAUGGGGAUUUUUCAUCUUUUGCACUAAAGCAAAAGAGAUAUGCAUGGUUGCUUUUGGCUUGUUGGAUGUGUUUUAUUGCUAUUGGUCUUGUCGCAUUUUUGGUUGUUUUCUUUACAAAGUUACAUCAGUGA